Oryza brachyantha (malo sina) is the source of this 2217-nucleotide messenger RNA. Its product is annotated as QWRF motif-containing protein 2-like. The coding region runs from base 223 to 1839 and encodes 538 amino acids. Gene Ontology annotation, cellular component: centrosome; nuclear microtubule; cytoplasm. The transcript has 6 exons. Lineage: Eukaryota; Viridiplantae; Streptophyta; Magnoliopsida; Poales; Poaceae. The record is from RefSeq and is a predicted model, not a curated record. Gene Ontology annotation, molecular function: microtubule binding. Gene Ontology annotation, biological process: spindle assembly; centrosome cycle.
AUCAUAUUCAUAUCUAACGCUCACACGUACACCACAUGUGCAGCAGAUUUGUAUGGAAAGCGAGAAUGAUCGUACAAAAAUAAUUAAAUCAUCGUCAUCGAUCGAUCAUAAGUAGCAGCAUUAGUGAUUGAUUGAUUUGUCGAUUUGGUGAUGCAGUUCAUGCCACUGUUCGAUCGGUAAGGCACUGCGUUUUUGUUUGUGUUCUUGGAUUUUUAGGAGAAAAUGGUCGUCGACGCCGGCGCCGCCGUGGCGUCUAGGACGAACACGUCGCGCCGGCAGCACGGACGCCGGUCGUCGGCCACGGCGAGCGCUGGCGCGGCGCUGUCACCGUCGAGGCCUAAGGCCGUCGUCGCCUCCCGCUAUCUCGUCUCCACCACUGCCUCGGCGUCGGCGACCUGCCGCGCGGCGUCCCCGGGCCCGGCUGCGCAGAGGCGGCCGGCCUCUGCCGACACCGCGGCGAGAACCGUGUCUGUCGCGUUCCAGGGCACGAGCUACUGCUUGGACGCCGGUGGCAAGGGCAGGCAGCUGUCGCGCUCUUCGGCGACGAUCGCGGCGUCGCCGGAGAAGAAGAGGUCUAGUUCUGCAGCUGGUGCGCCGAUGCGCGCCAAGGUGUGCGACGCCCGGUGGCCGCCGGCGGCGAGUGCGGGGCCCUGCGGUUUCCGCGCCGUCGCCGCGCGGUACCUGGCGUUCGACGAGACGAUGCCGCGGCGCGCGUCGGUGGACGUCCCCGGGCCCAACCCCCUCCGCGCCGCGGUGUCCUCGGACGACACCGAGAGCGCGACGUCGUCCGCCGGCUCACCCGACGGCGACGACAAGCUCGCCCCCGUGGCGCGCCCGUCUCCGAGAAGCAUCAUGGCCUCGCCCGCGCGGUUCACGAGGGACGCCAUGGGGAGCCGCUCCGAGCGUUUCGCCGACCACUCGACGCCGUUCAUGUCGCGCACCCCCAGGUUCCUGACCUCGCCGUCUCCAAAGACGACGACGACGGCGGCACCGCCACCGGCGACGUCGAAGAAGAAGUCAGUCAAGUCACUGUUCAACGGGCUGCUCUCUUCGCCAUUCACGAGGCCGUCGCCUAAACAGCCACCUCCGACUAAGACGGCGGCCAGUUCACCGGCGAGGAGCUUGACGACAGUGGCAGCAUCUGCCAUUGCCGGUAAGCUGCAGCUGCAAGCUAAGGUUUCUUCCUCCGGUUGCGUCUCCGCCAAAGCCGAGGAGGAGCACCUGCUGAGGCUUCUGCACAACCGGCAUCUCCAAUGGCGGCACGCCAAUGCGCAGGCCGACGCCGCGAUCUCUGCGCAGGCAUCGAAUGCUCAGAAACACUUGUGUGGUGCAUGGGUCACUGUUCUAGGGAUGCACAAAUCGAUUGCUCUCAAGAAGUUGCAGUUACAGUUUCUGAGACACAAUUGCAACCUCAUGGCUAUUCUGAGAGGCCAAAUGGAAUAUCUGGAAGAGUGGUCCUUACUGGAGAACAAGUAUGCCAGUUCACUGCCAGGAACAAUAGAAGCUCUGAAUGCUACCGUACUGCGGCUUCCUGUCUCUGAUGGAGCAAUGGCAGAUUUUCAGGCUGUCAAGAAUGCUGUUAGCUCUGCAGUUGAUGUCAUGCAGACAAUGAGGAAUUCAAUGAGUAAUCUACUGCCUAAGCUAGCCAGGACAAAUGUGUUGGUGUGUCAGCUGUCCAGAAUUGCCACUCAAGAACAGGUUUUAAUGGCGCAGUGCAGAGAGUUGCUAUCCACACUAGCACUGAUGCACGUGAAGUACAGUAGUCUACAAGGGCAAAUGAUUCAGCUGAGCCACCAAAAUAUGGGUAAAGGCGUCUCUAGUUCAGAGUAUCCAUACUGAUGUUUAACAAAAAUAUGGCUAAAGGAUGUAGCUGAGGUUGGCUGACAUUUUACUGUGUUCUUGGGAUUACAUGAGUCUAUAGAUUAAAGAGAAAUGAUAAUUUAGUUGUGAACUCUUGAGUCUCUGACAUUUGUCACAAUGUGCCAGUUUUUAUUUAACCAUGGCACUUUUAUCUUACAUUUCGGCUGUUGCAUGCUCAUAGCCUGUUGGCUGUUGUGGUCACGGAAUCUUGAGAAGUCUGCUUAACUUCUUGAUGGGACUACCGUGCAUUUUCUUUCGUUAAGUACUCAUGACUCUGGUGCUAUAGCACAUAUAUAGAGAAACUGCAAGUAUAUUUGCUGUAAUUUGUAUGACAGUUUGCAGUUCACCUCUCUCUGG